AAAGCGGUGUGCGCAGGCGCAGGCGCAGACCCCGCCCAUUAGUGACGUCACACGGCCGUUUGGGCGCUGGGCGUUUCAGCGCGCGCAAUUUAAACCCAGUUCCGGAGACGCUGGAGGCGAGAUGGGACCCCCAGGCCCAGAGACCCGUGGACACACCCACAGUGCCCCCUCACCUUUGGAACGGGCAUGCCCCAUGCCUCUGCCCAGAAAGGCCCCGCUCAGUACUCCUGUCACCCCGGACCUUGAAGACUUCCCUCAGAAUGACGAUGAAAAGGAGCGGCUGCAGCGGAGGCGCUCCCGGGUCCUGGACCUGCAGUUCAGUGCCGACUCGCCUCACCUGUUGGCCUCCCCCAUCAACAGGAGUGUUGAUGCUUCCACUACAGUACCGAAAUUCACAAACACACAGAUCACAGAACAUUACUCCACUUGUAUCAAACUAUCCACUGAGAACAAAAUCACUACCAAGAAUGCUUUUGGCUUGCACUUGAUUGAUUUUAUGUCAGAAAUCCUUAAACAGAAGGACACGGAACCAACCAACUUUAAAGUGGCUGCUGGCACCCUGGAUGCCAGCACCAAGAUCUAUGCUGUGCGGGUGGAUGCUGUCCAUGCUGAUGUGUACAGAGUCCUUGGGGGACUGGGCAAAGAUGCACCUUCUCCGGAAGAAGUGGAGGGCCAUGGUGCAGAUGGAAGUGCUACUGAAAUAGGAACAACCAAAAAAGCUUCAAAGCCAAAGAAGAAGCAUUCGUACAAGACCAUUGAGCAGAACAUAGACAACCUUAAUGUCUCCGAAGCAGAUCGAAAGUGUGAGGUCGAUCCCAUGUUUCAGAAGACCGCAGCCUCAUUCGACGAGUGCAGCACUGCAGGGGUGUUCCUCUCCUCCCUCCACUGCUGCGACUACAGGAGCGAGCUACUCUUUCCUUCUGACAUCCAGAGCCUCUCCACCGCAGAGCCUCUCGAGUUGCCAGAUUUAGGCUGGGUAGAAAUGACAGACCUCAAAGCGCCUCUGCAGCAGUGUGUGGAAAAUGGCCAGCUCUGCCCUUCCCUGGCUGGGUUCCAGUUCACAAAGUGGGACAGCGAGACACAUAAUGAGUCUGUGUCAGCCCUGGUAGACAAGUUCAAGAAGAAUGACCAGGCAUUUGAUGUCAAUGCUGAGAUGGAGGAGAGUGGCUGUGGGGACUUCCUUGAUGGGCCCCUGGAGGACAACUUUGAUGCCAACGAUGAGCCCGAGCACACCUCAGCUGGGGACCACGAGGAGCUCCGGAGCUGGAAGGAGCCCUGCCAAGUCCAGAGCUGCCAGGAAGAAAUGAUUUCCCUUGGGGACGGAGACAUCCAGACCAUGUGCCCUCUUCUCUCCAUGAAACCUGGAGAAUAUUCCUAUUUUAGUCCCCGGACCAUGAAGAUGUGGGCUGGCCCAGAUCACUGGCGCUUUAGACCUCGACACAAACAAGAUGCUGUUUCCCAAUCAGAGAACAAGAAGAAGAAUUCAAAGAAAGAUUUUGAAGUGGACUUUGAUGAUGAUAUUGAUUUUGAUGUAUACUUUCGAAAAACAAAGGCUGCAACUGUUCUGACCAAGUCCACUUUGGAGAACCAGAACUGGAGAGCCACCACUCUUCCUACAGAUUUCCACUACGAGAUCAACACGCUGGUCCAGCUGCACCUCAAACCAGGUUUAAGGUUAUUAAAGAUGGCCCCAGGCCAGAAGGCAGAGACUGAGCAUUAUGAAGAAAUUGAAGACUAUGAUUACAACAACCCUAAUGACACCUCCAACUUUUGUCCUGGACUACAGGCUGCUGACAGUGAUUAUGAAGAGUCAGAUGACUUAUGUUCAGGAGACGUUGGGACCUUUGACCACACAUCCAAUCCCUGCCACACACCUAAGAUAUCACAAGAAAACGAAGACGCUUCUGAAGGCCAUGAAGCAGAUAUCACAACGUAUGGGGAGUCCAACCUGGUGGCUGAGCCUCAGAAGGUAAAUAAAAUUGAAAUUCAUUAUGCCAAGACUGCCAAAAAGAUGGACAUGAAGAAGUUGAAGCAGAACAUGUGGCGUUUGCUGACAGAGUUCUCCAGUAAGGAGGCAGACGCAGAGGCAAACCAUAGUGAGACCAGAAAGGAAGAGGCCUUGGUAGAAGUGGCUAACAAGAAGAUGCUGAGCGGGCUCACAAGGGACCUGCAGAAAAGCCUGCCUCCCCUCAUGGCCCAGAACCUCUCUAUACCUCUGGCCUUUGCCUGCCUCCUGCACUUAGCCAAUGAGAAGAACCUAAAGCUAGAAGGAACAGAGGAUCUUUCUGAUGUUCUUGUGAGGCAAGGAGACUAAGUGUCCUGUGGAGGUGGCAGCUGGAGGCCCAUCAUCCCCUCGGUGGCCAGGACAUCUCCACUCCAGUGGAGGAAGAUGCCAGGGUUUGUACCAAGCUGGAGCCAAAUCUGCUCUUUAUGUCUGUGUGUAGUUUUAGUCUCCUAAAUUGGUCUGUGAUCUUCCACACUUUACUCUUGUAGAAAAUUAUUUUUCAGUAGGCACUCAAUGUUGUCCCUGAAGAGCUGCCUAAUCUGUGUGCAUAGAACACACCAGAUAUACACUUAUAAAUGUAUAUACGAUGCUUAAAAAUAAAAUCAUUCUCGCAAAA
Molecule: messenger RNA, 2621 nt
Organism: Ictidomys tridecemlineatus (thirteen-lined ground squirrel)
Lineage: Eukaryota; Metazoa; Chordata; Mammalia; Rodentia; Sciuridae
Gene: Ncaph
Product: non-SMC condensin I complex subunit H
Biological process (GO): mitotic chromosome condensation
Cellular component (GO): condensin complex
Molecular function (GO): chromatin binding
Source: RefSeq, a predicted model, not a curated record